Molecule: messenger RNA, 1285 nt
Organism: Rhopalosiphum padi (bird cherry-oat aphid)
Lineage: Eukaryota; Metazoa; Arthropoda; Insecta; Hemiptera; Aphididae
Exons: 3
Coding region: 101-1003 (300 amino acids)
Source: RefSeq, a predicted model, not a curated record
CGUCCUACCUAUCAUACAGUUUUUGGGUUUCGGGGCGUCACAUCGUGUGCUUUUCAGACUUCAGUGCGGUCCCAACACAAACUCUACCUACUCAUCAACCAUGAACUCCUUGAGGAUAUGUUUUUGCUUAUUUUUGACCGUCGGAUGGGCAUGGAGCUUACCAUCCGGUAUGGACUCCCAAUCCGUCGGCCACAACUCCAUUCAGGCUAAAGAGGAUUUAUUGGAAGGCAUCUACAGCGACUGCAUUAACAAAGGCUCCGUGUCAUGCAUCAAGUACAAGUUAUUCGCUUACGUCGACAAGGCAUUAAACAAGGACGAGAUAAACUUGACCCAAGGAGUGACAGUGGUCAGGUCCGCUGGAAGCCCAGGAGACGGUGCCCCACGAUCAUUGGACGGUGGAGAUGAACAACCCAAGGACAUGGAAUCCCUGGUCGUCAAACGCGUCGUACGUUAUUUGAACGAACACUCCAUCAAGGUCGACAUCAAGGGAGCCGAUAUGGUCAACGCCGUGUCCAGAACUGGAAAGUCCAUCAGCGAUAUGGUCAGCCAAUUGAUCGGAGACGACGAAGAAGUUGACUCGUCCGAAGAAAACCGUGGAAUCAAGAAGAAGAAGAAGAGCAAGCACGUGCUCCUGCAUCUGUUGACCCUCCUCAAGAUCAAAAUGGCCGCCAUCCUUCCAUUCGCCAUCGGUAAGAUUGCCCUGAUCGCCGGUAAGGCUUUGUUGUUCGGCAAGAUCGCUUUGGUCCUGUCCUUGAUCGUUGUCCUGCAAAAGAUUCUCAGCAAACAACACGAGAAGACCGUCACAUACGAGGUGAUCCCACAACACCACCACGAAGUUCACGGAGGACACGACUCAUACGGUAGUGCCGGCGCUGCCGACAUCCCAUCCGGCGGAUACGGCGGUGGCUACGGAGGUGGUUCAUCAAGCGGCAGCGGUUGGGGACGCAGCAUCGACUCCCAACAAAUGGCCUACAGCGCCCAAGCACCGCAGACUUCUCAAUAAACGCACAUGCCAAACUGGAAGUUCUCGAGUUGACGACGUAUAUGAUAAUAUCAUCAUCACAUAUACCUACACCAACAUCGUGUAAUACCGGCGGUGCAGUUCACACUAAAACCCCGACGACAAUCAAAGUUCAAACGAGCCAUCGAAACGCGAGCUACACUACACAGAAACGCUCAUUAAACUUAUUUGUACAUUAUUUAUUUAUUAUUUAUAUAAUAUUUAUAUUGAUUUAUUUCAACACUGUUUGAAACGUUCAUACUAUAUUUUGAUGUUUUCGAAAAA